AUGCACAUCAACGACAACGAGCACCGCAUCCGUCUUCUGAAAUCAGAGUGCAUCACGCUUAGGAAAAAAAAUGAAGAACUUGGUCGAAAUCUCGCUUGUUUAUUAUCUCCUCCCGAUGCGACGCCCAACAACCGUUUUCCACCUGAAGUGCUAAGCGAAAUAUUCGGGAUGGCGUUAGACGGCGAAUCUUUCAAUGCGUCAGAUACAGAGAAGGGUCCUUGGGCGCUCAGCCAUGUAUGCCAUUCAUGGAGAUCUGCGGCAUGUGGUGAUUCUACGCUCUGGACGUCUUUCCUCAUCGGCGACAGCUCAGUCUGUGUUCCCUACUACUCGACAACCCCCUCGUCUAUGCCUAAACCUCGGAAAGAUCCUGUUUCUCUAUUAUCGACUGUGCUAUCUCGUUCGAAUCAACGCGAUAUCAGCGUUGCGUUCAAUAUCUCUAACAGCAAGGUCGAUAUCCAGACGAAGGCGACGAUAAAAACGCUCCUACGGAACAUCAUCGAGCACUCGACGCGGUGGAAGGAUAUCAGCUUCUGCAUGCCCUCUGAAUUAGUCCUCAUGCUGAAUGACGUGGAAGGCAACGUCCCUCAUCUGACGAAGCUACACGUCGCCUCAUCUCGUUCCUCCACCGUUCCUUUACCUUCAAUAACCGCUUUCAAGGCAGCGCCGGUCUUGAAGGAAGUUUCUUUCGAAGGAAUUGGUGUCCACAAGUUCGCAGGUCUGCAAUGGUCUCAGGUGACGUCCCUGACGGACAUUCAGGAGGGCACGGGUAGCUGCAGAACAUACACGGAUAUCUUAUUUUCGGCUCCUCAUCUUCGAACGUUGAUCUUCAAAUAUCGUUCCGAAGGUCCUCUCCUGCAGAGCCAGGAUCCCAUUUUCCACCCCGGCUUGCAGUCCCUCACCGUCUGUUCCAGCAUUUUCAUGGAGGAAGUGCAGCUUCCGCACUUGACGAGCUUGACGGUGAGGCCUCGAAUAGAAAAUUACAUCAUCAAUUAUUCCAUCAGCACGUUGAUCGCUUCGUCUGGAUGCUCGCUCCUAUUUCUGCAUGUGGACUUUCCUGUUAUAGACAUCGACUUUUUCGACAUCCUUCGUUCUACACCGGAGCUCACUCAUCUGAAACUUCAUUAUCCCCAGUGGCACUUCUCGAAUGACGAAGCUCUUAACGAUUUCGUGCUUGGUAUGGACGAAACACUUUUUGACACUCUGGAGUACGAACUUUUGCCUGUGCUGGAGUCGCUAGAGAUCACGAUACAGGCAGACGAGGAUCGGCUAUCCCUGUCUACGUUUACCUUCCUCAAUUCGUAUUUUCUUGACAUGGUUUUUGCGAGGUUGACGGUCGGCGCACUGCGGUCUAUGAAGUUUGAGGCUGAUACUGAAAGGUUGUUGGGGGAUCUUGCCUUCAACGAUAUUAUUCGGCUUAGAAAGAUGAAGGACGAGGGGGUCAAUAUAAUGGAUGAUGGCCUGCGAAGUGCUGCACGUUUUUCUAGUUGGAUCAAAAAAAACAUCACUAAUAUUACCCGACUGCUUGGAGACUAUCUUGGCGGCCUCCGGGUGGCGUACUGCUGGCGCUUGCGACUUGAGCGCCCUCCAUGCUUACCGCAGCGAUCCUGGGGACCGGGAUGCUCCUGGUCGGCGGGCGAGAUGUGCCUCGUCGUCUACAUGGAGAAUCGCCGGCAGAUGAUUGCCGCGUACCUGUGUCUCGUUUCGCAUAUUAGCAAUGGCGCUAACGGCCCAUUGAACCCGAAUUUCUGGAAGCCUUGUGGGCUCUUGCGGUAGCGUUUGCUAUCUAAUGAUCGCGAAUCAUCGCUACGACGUGUGUUGCUCACCCAUCUCAUGGUAUUGUACUAUCCAUUGUAUCCUUAUUCAUUGCUCCUGGAACGGACUGACGAAUUCAGAAUAUUUUCAUCCCUUACGUACAUAGCAUAUCCUCAUUCAAAGUGUAGUUUAGAUCUCUUCCUUAUUCAUAUAUCUCCUUAAGUAGUUUACUAUACACCUCCACGAACCGUCAUUCUAACAAAUGU
This is a messenger RNA of Guyanagaster necrorhizus, 2018 nucleotides long. RefSeq lists its product as uncharacterized. The transcript has 8 exons. The coding region runs from base 1 to 1773 and encodes 590 amino acids. NCBI's taxonomy places the organism in Eukaryota, Fungi, Basidiomycota, Agaricomycetes, Agaricales, Physalacriaceae. The record is from RefSeq and is a predicted model, not a curated record.